UUAUAAUUAUGGCCUACGGAAAGUGAAGCGCUCUAGCGCUCGGCAUUCAAGAUAAGUACAUAUGUCUUUAAACGUCAAUGCAAAAUGACAACGUCUGCUCGUAGAUUCAUGUAUGAUUGUCCGACGAAAUGACAACUGAAUCUGGGAAACACACCCCGGGAUCUGACAAAAGUGCGGAAAACGACAACCUCGGCCAAGUAAAAGCCGGACACAUAAACAAUAAUAACCGGACGCAACAGUUGAAAGAUGACGUCUUCAACUUCAUUGAUGCCAACAUUCGAGGAAUAAGAUAUUCUAUAUAUGGAGUGGGUGUUGUCGGAGUCAUCCUCAUCGUCAGGUCGACCAGAGCUACCCAUGUAUUCUGUAACGUCUCCGACAUCCCCAGCAUCUACGUGUCCCGCAACAUCGUCCUGCAGGGCCGGGUCAACAACAUCGGGCCAGACUGUUGUCUCCACGUCACACACCAUCCAGUCAUUACUCUGCCGUCCUUCCUGAAGUCCCAUCUUGUCCAAGAGUCAAGUUUGCCAAUCUAUAUUGCUGGAAUCGAACCAAAUCCUGUUGGCCGAAAAUGGCUUAUUGACAAGGUUAAAGCUCAGCAUAUUUGGUUCAAACUGCUGGAGAGGUCACGUGAUCCCGAGAGACUGGAUUGUGUAGUCUCCAUUAGGAAGCGGUUCCUGUUCAAGGUCGUCAUUAAUGAAGAGCUGAUACGUCUCGGCCUGUGUCGCCUGCGUGAUUAUCCAACUCCCCCCGUUGCGCCAGUCUACAAUCACGUGAUCAACAAAUUGGUUGCCAUAGAAGCCAAGUUAGACCGGAAGCAGUCCCCCACCAGAGUCAGAAGUGCUGCACGGACAGUAAAGGAUGUUCUUGUGUACCUUGUGACGUUUCCGAAGACCUUGCUGACAUAUUUGUCAAAGUUUAGAAGAAAAUAAGAUCGUUUUUUCACAAAUAUUGGAUCACAGUUUUUGUAAACAAUUUCAGUGAUGUUACCUACUUUCUUCUGAGGAUAACUUUUGUUCUUGGUCAGUUUUUUGUUUUAUGUGUUCGGUGCUUUUGGUAACAUCACUGUGUACUUGUAUAUACAAUAGAACAGAGUGACGUUUUGUUGCUGUGAUCUGAAACUCGCUUGUGCUUUUCAUGAUUUGCUGUUUGCCAUGACUGUUAUGUUGUUAAGGUAUUCAGAGCACAAUUAAAUAAAAUGAAUAUUUAUACACGUA
This is a messenger RNA of Haliotis rufescens (red abalone), 1214 nucleotides long. RefSeq lists its product as uncharacterized. Lineage: Eukaryota; Metazoa; Mollusca; Gastropoda; Lepetellida; Haliotidae. Bases 129 to 929 code for a protein of 266 amino acids. The transcript is spliced from 5 exons. The record is from RefSeq and is a predicted model, not a curated record.